CAGAUCGGAAGCUGAGCGCUGGGGCCUCGAGGAGAUUGUGGAGCCAAGAGCAGCGGAAGGCGGGAUCGUUACAAGCCGGCUUGCCAUGAACUCUGGACGCCAGCGCCGGACACCCUUCAGCAUCUCAGACAUCCUAGGCCCGAGCAUGGUCCCCAGAGCGCCUUCUGCGCCACAGCUUCCCGAGGCCAGCCCUGAUCCCGCAUCGCCACUGUGCGCGCUAGAGGAGCUGACUAGUAAAACCUUCCUGGGCCGUGACCCGCGCUCUCUGCAACUUUCUGAAGGCAGAAUCGCCCCAGAGGCGCCUCCGGGUCCUGGCGCUGGUGUUCGGAGACGGCGCAAGUCGCGUACAGCGUUCACUGCACAGCAGGUGCUGGAGCUGGAGCGACGAUUCGUCUUCCAGAAGUACUUGGCACCAUCAGAGCGCGACGGCCUGGCUGCACGACUGGGCCUGGCCAACGCGCAAGUAGUCACUUGGUUCCAGAACCGUCGCGCCAAGCUCAAGAGGGAUGUGGAGGAGAUGCGCGCCGACGUGGCCUCUCUGUGCGCGUUGUCUCCGGGAGUCCUGUGCCACCUGGCACUGCCAGACAGUGCUUCAAGACCUGACUCUGGCCCUACAGGGCCUGAUUCCGAGCCCCACUUAUCGGAUGAAGAGAUACAAGUGGACGAUUGAAAGCAAAGCCUCCGCCAGCCCUGAAUUCCAGGACCCUGGACUCCUCUAUACUAUACUAAGGGACUUGUCUGGGUUCCGGGGUGGAGGGGAGAGACCCACUUAGCCCUGA
Messenger RNA from Cricetulus griseus (Chinese hamster), 779 nucleotides. Lineage: Eukaryota; Metazoa; Chordata; Mammalia; Rodentia; Cricetidae. The record is from RefSeq and is a predicted model, not a curated record.